Suillus subaureus is the source of this 2505-nucleotide messenger RNA. Its product is annotated as acyl transferase/acyl hydrolase/lysophospholipase. Gene Ontology annotation, biological process: lipid metabolic process. The record is from RefSeq and is a predicted model, not a curated record. NCBI's taxonomy places the organism in Eukaryota, Fungi, Basidiomycota, Agaricomycetes, Boletales, Suillaceae. The coding region runs from base 1 to 2505 and encodes 834 amino acids. The transcript is spliced from 20 exons. Gene Ontology annotation, molecular function: triacylglycerol lipase activity.
AUGGAAGCGCCAGCGGAUUUAUUUGAUUCAGGCUACGUUAACGAAUUACACAUACAGGCUUUCAUCAACGCCCUACAGUCGGACGACCUAGAUGGACAUGAUGCUUUAUCAACAGCUUCACCCCACACCGUUCCUAGCUCCCCUGUGCCACAGAGUCCUCGAGUGAGGAAGGUCUCCGCUCUUUCCGAUUUCGCUCCAAUCAACUUGAAGGUGAAGAGAAAACGAAAGGGGGAUAGGUCUACGGGUAGGAGGCAAGAGUGGUCGUUUCUCGUACUCCGAUGGCCACUCCUGUUUCUAAUAUUUGUCCUCAUCGCGGCUCAAUUCGGAUUCUACAUCCUUAUUAGACAACUUGUAAAUACCAAAGAAUGGCUGCUGGCAUGCAAGUUUGACCUUGACUGGCGAGGGCAGAAAGGCCUUCUACGAAAGCGUCUUCGUGGGGCACGCACAUAUCAGGAAUGGAAGGAAACGGCAAUGAUGCUCGACAAAUACCUUUUAUUCAAUGACUGGAAGAAGGUUGACGAGGAUGCAUUUUAUGAUUGGAAACUUCUGCGCAAGGUGAAUCGGUCGUUGAAGAUUUUGAGAGAGAAGAAAGAUGUUCGCGGCGUUCUCGGUGUAUUAGAGACAUGUAUCCGAACCAAUUUUGUGGGAGUCGAAUCUUCCAGGCUUUACAGUGAAACUUUUCUGGGCACCAAGGACUUAAUCGAAUCAUAUCAUACAGAGUUGCAAAGCGCAUUACAAUUCGUUCGAGAGUCCUCAGAGCUUUCUAUUGAAGAGAAGAGGAGGUUCUUCAAAAAUGCUAGUACUAAUCUGGGAACAUCUGCCUUGUGUCUCUCAGGUGGCGCGUCUUUUGGAUAUUACCAUUUUGGUGUAGUGAAAGCUUUCCUAGAUGCAGGGUUGCUUCCCCGGGUUAUUGCUGGAACAUCCGCUGGUGGUCUGGUCGCCGCUAUGGUAUGCACACGUACAGAUGCGGAACUGAAGAUUCUUCUUGUUCCGGAACUCGCCCAAAAACUGACGGCAUGUGAAGACACCUUCACUGUAUGGAUAAAGCGUUUUUGGGCCACCGGCGCAAGAUUCGACAGUGUCGCAUGGGCUCGUAAAUGCACAUUCUUUACAAGAGGUUCUAUGACCUUUCGGGAAGCCUAUCUACGGACCGGGCGAAUACUCAACAUUUCUGUCGUCCCUGCUGAUCGCCACGCUCCCACGAAGCUCCUGAAUUACAUGACUGCACCGGACACGAUAAUUUGGACGGCCCUACUCGCUUCAGCAGCUGUACCCGGGAUUCUCAACCCGGUUGUACUGAUGCAAAAACUCCACGAUGGCCGCGUAGUGCCAUGGAAUUGGGGUAGUAAGUUCAAGGACGGGUCUUUAAGGGUUGACAUUCCUCUUCAAGCUCUCAAAAUGUACUUCAAUGUUACCCAUCCGGUUGUGUCGCAAGUAAACCCUCAUGUCCAUUUAUUCUUCUUUGCACCUCGUGGGUCGGCAGGAAAACCGGUAGCUCACAGGAAAGGAAAGGGCUGGCGAGGCAAUUUUCUUCUGUCUGCGGCGGAACAGUGGCUCAAACUGGAGCUCACAAAGAAUUUCAAGGUGAUUCGUGAUCUCGAGCUUCUUCCGCAGUUACUCGGACAAGACUGGUCUAGCGUCUUUCUGCAACGUUUUGAUGGGGCUGUCACAAUCUGGCCGAGAACGCGAAUUUUGGAUUGGUUACAUAUCUUGAGUGACCCAGACUCGGCCGAGCUCGAACGAAUGAUGAAAGUUGGGCAAGUUGUAACAUGGCCUAAGUUGCAUAUGAUCGAAAAUCGGUUUCGCAUAGAGAAUGAGAUUCUCAUGGGUCGACAGGCAGUCCGCAUGGCAAUUGACCGGGUUCGGUCUCGUACAAAUCCCGGUGACACCCGGAAUAAUAAUAUUAUUGUUAACGGUCAAGCCGUCCCUGAGCCCGUUACCGGUCCACGACUUCGUACAAGGUCCGAGUCGCCAAUACCAUUGGACUCGGAUACCGAACGUGCAUUCGAAGACAAUGGCACGGCUUGGUACUUCCGUCGUGGUCGCCCUACAUCUGUCACUCCACGGGAAUCUGAGACGAGCACAUCGCAUGAAAACAACUAUAACAAUACUACCGACCCUUUACGUUCUCCUGUUCUGCGUCGCAAGUGGGCAUCUGAUCUCCUCGAUCGCAACGGCGAUAGCGGAGUUGGAAACUCGUCUGCAAGCCCGCGUACAACCACGCCAGAACCGUCUGCUGAUGAUCCAAGGCAAAACGCUUCUAAUUCAUCCACAUUCUUCAGAAAUCUUAGGCCAGGAUCGUUGUCGAUAUCAUUCUCGGGUUCUAAUAGACCUGCCAGAUCCAAUGGGAGGGGUUUGAGUGUAGAUGCAUCAGAAUUUGCCUGGAGCAGUGAAAGCUCAUCGGAGGAUGAAUUAGAUCACCUCCAACCACAGCCUGCUCUUCACUUGAAUACCGAAUUCAAUGAAGAUGCAGUUUCAGAUGGAGAAGGAGUAGAUUCAAACUGA